AUGGCGCUCAACGCGCGCGCAGCAGAAGGGAGUUGGAAACCAGUAUACCUCAACCUUCCACUCAAUACAUCAGCGUCUGACGAUCCCAUCGGCUUUGCAAAGGUCAGCGGAUUCUACGGUCCGGGAGCCUGGGCUGCUCUGUUUCUGACCCUGUGCUCUUCAUGGCUCAACCUGGUCCUCCACAAACGCGGUUUCGACGCGAGCAUCUGCAGCUACCUGAUCGCGCUCAACGCCGCUGCUAUCGAUCACCUGAACCAUCUCCGCCGUCUGUCGGCCUUGAAAGCUGCUGCUGAUGCGUCCUGGAUGCAAGAAGCCGCACCUGUCGGCGCUGCAUUCACCGUGACAUGGUGGGGGCUAGGCGGUAUCCUCGCGCAGAUUGCAACGAGCCCGCUCUUGUAUCAGCGAAGGUCGCAGAGGCGGUCCCUCGCCCAACGGGUUGGUGGUCUCGUCCUGGGAUCACUCGUCCCUUCUAUUUCCAUAGCUGCAGGAAUUUGGCUGGCCGAUAGAGAGGCAGGGGCGAGUAUUCCCAUGCUGUACUGGCGAGGGAUGAUGAUGGAAGCAGAGCCUGUCGGUGUGGAUGGAAAGGGACACAACACUCUGAACUCUCACCACGACGCUCGGAUAUUUGCCUCGCUUACCGGUCUCGGCUUCGCUAUAUUACUUGGUCUUGCUAUUGUUUGCGUUUCUGGCUUCUGGCUAGACUCGAAAGCUCCCAGUUUGCGGAUCCAGCUGGCGGCAGUGCUUGGUCCAUUGUGGAAGGUCACAGACUUUCUGCGCCGGAAAUUUCGCAGUCGGAAGGCUCGGAUUAGAGGAAUUGUGGCGAUCAUCGUUCUCGAUUUGGGCUCGCUUCUCGCGUUCGUGAUCGGCGCUGAUGAGUCGAAGGAGCGGAAGCAUUGGCAAUUGCUACUUCUCCCAUCAAUGCUGACAGUGAUUCCCUUCUUCGUCAUUCUCCUGAUUGUUGGAACACCGGUCAUGGCACCGCUCCACGGGACAUUGUAUACUAUGGAGUAUAUCUCCGCGGUAUCCUUCCAUCACGGAUCUUCGCCCUCACAAUCGUGCUGGUUUAUGCCGUGCGCACCCCAAUCGAUCGCCGAAAUGGACCAAGCUUUGGCGCUCAUUGGGGGUCUCUUCUCACUCCUCGUUCUGGAAAUAGGCUGGCCAUUCAUCAAGCAUCAGAGGAGGGAACGGAGGGAGGCGCUCUUGUUUGAGCAAGAGAUGUGGCAGAAUUUUGCAUCGGCACAGGUGGACUCGACCAUUCAAGACUUAAGGAACGAUGACAGCAACGCCGACACGAGUGGUACGAGCGGAGCGCGUUUAGACGUGUCUCCUGCGGGAGCCAGUGCAAGGGAUAGUGGGGCCCCAGGCUCUACCCGCAGGUUCAAUCCAGCCAUUCUCGCUCAAGAGGCUAGGUGGCGGAGACAGACUACUUGGUAG
Molecule: messenger RNA, 1434 nt
Organism: Drepanopeziza brunnea f. sp. 'multigermtubi' MB_m1
Lineage: Eukaryota; Fungi; Ascomycota; Leotiomycetes; Helotiales; Drepanopezizaceae
Source: RefSeq, a predicted model, not a curated record